UCACUUUUCGUUUUCAAAUAUCAAGUUCAAAGGUUUAACCUAGAAUAUAUUCGAUGUGUGCAGUUCUAUAUAAAGCAGUUUACGUGGUUUACAACACUGUUUUUAAUUUAAAGAGAAAAUUGUAAAGUGACACGUCAGUGAAUAAGAAAGAUUAGAAUAGUGUAAUAGUUGUUAAAUAUUCGUCAAAGUGUGAGACAAAAAAAAUAAAAAAAAUGUCUGAUGUGGGGGACUGGUUUAAUUCUCUGCCAAUAUUUACGAGAUAUUGGUUGCUUUUGACCGGUUGUCUGUCAUUAAUUGGCAGAUUUGGUCUUUUAAAUCCAAUGACAUUAGUGCUUUUAUACGAUCCGUUUGUACACAAAUUUGAAAUUUGGCGAGCAGUAACAAGUGUAUUUUUCUAUCCCCUCAGUCCUCCGACAGGUUUUCAUUUUAUGAUAAACUGUUAUUUUUUGUAUAAUUAUUCAUUGAGAUUGGAAAGAGGUGAAUAUGAAGGAAGACCAGCUGAUUAUUUCUUUAUGUUGCUGUUUAAUUGGAUUUGUUGUGUUAUCGCCGGUCUUAUUGGAGAUUUCCCUCUAUUAAUGGAUCCCAUGGUCCUCAGCGUAUUAUACAUUUGGUGUCAAUUAAAUAAAGAUGUCAUUGUCAACUUUUGGUUUGGAACAAAAUUCAAGGCAAUGUAUUUACCUUGGGUGCUAUUUGGCUUCAAUUUGAUUAUCUCCGGCGGUGGAAUGUUGGAAUUGGUGGGCAUUCUGGUGGGACAUUUGUACUUCUUCUUUAAAUUCAAAUAUCCCCAGGAAUUCGGUGGACCAGAUCUUUUAAGUACGCCGAAAAUUUUGGAAAAUUAUUUCCCACCACAAAGAGGAGGUAUUAGAGGAUUUGGAACGGCUCCAUCGCAACGAACAGCAGCACCUCAGGGAGCACAAGCUCAAGGGAGAAAUGUAUUCGGUGGUUACAAUUGGGGCCGAGGUCAAGUUUUGGGACAAUAACUUGUGCAAAAAAAGAAAGAAAAAAAAAAAAAAAAAGAAUUGUGUAUAUUUUACAAAUACUACGAGUGAUAAACUUUCCCUUUUCAUUUGUUUACGAAAAAGAAAAAUGAUCUCUACGACAUACAACAGCGAAUUUGUUAUACGAGUUCAUACGAGUGAGUGUUAAAUUAACAAAAUCUGAACAGAUUUUUUUGGAUCAAUUUCAAAGCCAAAGAUUUUUCUUUUAACACUUUGUGAUUUCAAAGGCAGAUUUAAUUCUGUCAAACAAAUUUACCGGGAAAAUUUACCUUAACAAUGGAUUUAUUACUAUUAUUAUUAUUAUUAUUAUUAUUAUAAUGAAAAAUUGACUGUAAUUUAAUUACUGACUGAUUAUUAUGUACUAAAAUUAACAUAUCAUUAGGUGAAAAUUUGAAUUUGAAGUUGAUCCACAAAAUAAGUUCGAUUUGAUUGGCGUCAUAAUUUUUAUAUUAUGUACACUAAAUGUUGAUACUGAAUAUUUAAUAUAUAAUAAGGAAUACAAUACGCUAUUUUAAGAUUAAAAAUGACAGGAUGACUCUUUAUUUCAAAAUGUUAAGUUAGCGAUUAUUUUUUAAUUUACCAAAAUAAAUAAUGCGUAAAUGGUCUAAAAUAUUGUAUGUAUAAAUCUAAAAAGUAAAAACAUUUUUUUGAAUAGUUAUAACAAUUAUGAAAUUAAAUGACUAAAUGUAUUAAUUUCCUAUAAACAGGUUUGUUUAAAAAUAAAAAUUUCAAAAAUCUUC
This is a messenger RNA of Leptopilina heterotoma, 1738 nucleotides long. RefSeq names its product derlin-1 (gene Der-1). Gene Ontology annotation, molecular function: misfolded protein binding; ubiquitin-specific protease binding. The coding region runs from base 213 to 980 and encodes 255 amino acids. Gene Ontology annotation, biological process: endoplasmic reticulum unfolded protein response. The record is from RefSeq and is a predicted model, not a curated record. Lineage: Eukaryota; Metazoa; Arthropoda; Insecta; Hymenoptera; Figitidae. Gene Ontology annotation, cellular component: endoplasmic reticulum membrane; Hrd1p ubiquitin ligase ERAD-L complex. The transcript has 2 exons.